AGAAUGAAAUUUAUUAGAAUGAAAUUAACAAAAUUAGAAAUUAAAUUAUACACUUUCGAAUGAAAUUUUGACUAUUAGAAAGUAAAGAACGUAAAAGCCCCUUAUCGGAUUUGAACCGAUGACUUACGCCUUACCAUGGCGUUACUCUACCACUGAGUUAAAAGGGCCGUCUUGGUUUAAUUCCCGACUGAGUGGGUAGGUAAAUAAAAUCUAUCUAUAUAUAUAUUAAAUAUAUAUACAAUAGACGCAUAGUGGUUAGUAGCUCAUUUCGGAACUAGAAAUGAGAAUUUGAAUUUACUUCAAAAUUACUUAACGGGGUAUUUUUUGCUUUUUUAAUAUUGGAUUUGAUAAAUAUCCAUGCAAUGCAUUUUUUUUUGAAAUUGCCUACCGCAUCGAAAUCGAACGAAAUUCAUUUGAUUUAUACAUGUACUCAGCAAGUUGACAUACACCCAAGAUAUUUUAUCUUGACAUGUGAUGAAGAGAUACGGAUUAUCCUCUGAACAAUCAUUUUCUAAAAAAAAAGCAAAUUUUCGAUAACUUAACUUAUAAAUCCACCUUUCUUCUCUAAUUAGAAGAUGGAUUCUGGCUGACUUUCUUGGAUUAGUGUUAGACAGGGAUACUACUAUUUCUUAACAAUGAGACGAGGCAAUCUAUGAAGGAAAGUAAAAAAAAAACGAAACUUAACCCUCGUUUUUCUUUUUUUUUUGUUAGACCAAUCACUUCUUGAAAAGAUUCCGUACUAGAACUAGACGAUUUUUAGAUUUUUUUUAUUUAAUUAUUUAAUAUAAAAUUUCCACUUCAAAUAUAAAAAGAAAAUAUAUCGAUUUGUUAUAGAAUUAUGAUUAGAAUAUGAAUACAAAUGUAAAAUAAAAAAAUGAUAUAGAAUUCUAUAGAAAAACGAAAAAACCUUAUAAGCUAGUCAUACCAUUUCAUUAUAUUGACAAUUUUAAAAAACUGAUCAUACUAUGAUCAUAGUAUGAUGGCGGUUGAGCAAGUAUGCCCCCAUCGUCUAGUGGUUCAGGACAUCUCUCUUUCAAGGAGGCAGCGGGGAUUCGACUUCCCCUGGGGGUAGGGUACUACGAAAGGAAGUUGAUCAUGGAUUAUCCAUAACGUUAGAAUAGAUUCUUCCUGGGUCGAUGCCCGAGCGGUUAAUGGGGACGGACUGUAAAUUCGUUGGCAAUAUGUCUACGCUGGUUCAAAUCCAGCUCGGCCCAAUAAUUAGCUGUCUACAUAACCCUUUUUGUUUUGCAUAAAUGACAGAGAAGGGUAAGAAAAAAGGUCAAAUUUCAGGGUAUAGUUCGACUUUACUUUUGUCUUUAUUUCUUGUGUUUAGUUACCUUUUUUUCCAUAAAAAAUUCCGAUCUUCAUCUUGCUAAGGAUUCCGAUAUGGAUCCUUUAAAUAGAAACUUUAAUGAACAGAGUCGAGAAAAUAAUCUAUUAAAAAAAAAAAAUAGAUUAUCAAUUGAUUUGAUAAUAAUGCAAGGAUUACCCAGUAAUCCGUCUUGUUCUCACUAAAGUGAUAUCCAUAUAGAUAUCAAUAUAUCACUUGUGACUUUCUUUGUUACAAAACAAAAAUUUGAUUUUAAAAUUGAAAUGAUUAAAAUGAAAUCAUAAGAAGGAAUAUGUAAGCUACCCACUUGAUUUCCAUGGGAUUGUAGUUCAAUUGGUCAGAGCACCGCCCUGUCAAGGCGGAAGCUGCGGGUUCGAGCCCCGUCAGUCCCGGCGGAUUCAAUACAUCAACUCCCCUUUUUGUUUCUGGGCAAGGGGAUGAAAAUAGUUUCGUUUAUCUUUUUAUUUUAUUUUUCUUUUUUCAUAAAGCAAAAGAAAGGGUCGAUUAUUUUAACUAGGGUAGAGAGACAUAUGUAAAUGAAUUAUUGAGAACAUUCAACACUUCAAGAAAGAGAUACUGUAAGGGGUUUCCGCUUUUUGUCAACCGCUCUCCCAUAAAUUUGUGUAGGAAAAUGGAAUAGGAUAGCGUAUAAUACAUUUGCCAAGAGUACCUAUAUAUACUUUUCUUUCUCUGAAGUAAAGGAAUUUUAAAUAGUUCGAAUCCAACCAAGGAAAGAGGUUUUUUUUAUAAAGAUAAAACGUGUCUUCCCUAAUGAAUAUGUGAAUAUGCUCUUUUUAAAGAUUAGAGGCGAUGUCGAAUAAAAAACUCGUAAGAAAAAUUAACGAGUUAAUUUUUUUGAAUAUUUUUGUUUUUUACUGGGACUCGUCUUUGUCACAUUCCCUUUCUUUGUUUUCCAAAAAGAUGAUAAACCCUUUCAAUUUUUUUAUUUCAAAGUGAACUUCGUACUUGUUUUCUCUAUAUUGAUUUCUAUUGUUUAUUUAAGGUUCUUUAGAAACUCUUUUUGUAAAGAAUCGAAGUUUUUUAUGAUACUUCAUCAGAUUAUUGUACAAGGAAAGUAAACUACUAGGUUUUAGAAAGGAAAGCCGGUAAAAAGAAUCAUAAAUAACUUUUUUUUUAUUGGAUCAGGAAUCUCAUUAUGUAUUCGGUGUGGAUAAAAGAUCUUCCUAUGUUAUACUAUUAAAUUCUUGACGAUGAAUCGAUUUUAUAGCUCCGAUAUUGUUAUUCAUGAUAUUUCUUUCAUUCGAUAUCAUCGAAAUCUAAUUCAUCUGAGUGAGUUUACAAGCGAAAGAUUUCUCAUCUCUAUGGGAUUAAAUCCCGAGAUAUUAAAAAAAAAAAA
Arabidopsis lyrata subsp. lyrata is the source of this 2687-nucleotide messenger RNA. RefSeq lists its product as uncharacterized. The transcript has a single exon. The record is from RefSeq and is a predicted model, not a curated record. Lineage: Eukaryota; Viridiplantae; Streptophyta; Magnoliopsida; Brassicales; Brassicaceae. The coding region runs from base 977 to 1072 and encodes 31 amino acids.